GCUCUCAGCAAGCUUUCAAGGGACAAACCUUACGACCCCUGAAAAGGCAUUGACAGAUAAAAAAGGGUCAAAAGUAUCCGUAUAGGAUGGGGUCUGAAUCGGAAUAUCUGGGCCAAAUGGUUCCGGAACCGGGACGCCCGUUGCUACCAGCAACCCGUCGAUGUGGACGCUGAGGUUCUACCCAGGUGCGCAUCUCCAGCGGCUUAGGUCAGCAUGGCGGCGAAUUGCUCAAAGUCCGUUGCCACUGAGGUUCGGAGUCUCGCAUCGCCGAACGGGUGACCUAGUCGGCUGGCGCCAUCAUCAUUAGCAAAUACCCCCCUCCCAUACGGAAUUUUCUCCGGGUCUUUUUAUUUUAUUUUCUAUACUGUACAUCUGGAAUCUGCGAUACCCCCGUUUCGUUUUUCUUCUUUACCACAACAGAGCUGUUUCUUAUUAGUUACAUUGCACGCUUCAUUGACGUCCACGGACUGCGUAUAUGCUCUCGCGACUGCUCUCCCGCCGAACCGUCCCCAGAGCCUCCAGACUACCCAUCAUGGCCGCUCAACUCUCCAACAGGGCGCCCGCCUGGCCCGGCCUCCCGAUAGCAGAGCUCCCCAAGACGUGGACUUACACCUCCUCCCUCCCGCCCGACUCCCUCUUCCCGACCCCGGCCGACUCCCACAAGACCCCGCGCGACCAGAUCACCCCGCGCGGCGUCCGCAAUGCCGCCUUCACAUGGGUCCGCCCCGAGACCGCUGAGGACCCCGAACUUCUCGCCGUCAGCCCCGCUGCGAUGCGCGAUAUCGGUAUCAAGGAAGGCGACGAAGAGACGGAGGAGUUCCGCCAGACCGUCGCAGGGAACAGGCUACACGGGUGGGACGAGGAGAAGCUCGAGGGCGGGUACCCGUGGGCCCAGUGCUACGGCGGGUUCCAGUUCGGCCAGUGGGCCGGCCAGCUCGGCGACGGCCGCGCCAUCUCCCUGUUUGAGACGACGAACCCCGGAUCCAAAGUGCGGUACGAGCUGCAACUGAAGGGCGCCGGCAUCACACCGUACUCGCGGUUCGCGGACGGCAAGGCGGUGCUGCGGUCGAGCAUCCGCGAGUUCGUGGUAUCCGAGGCGCUUCAUGCCCUCGGCAUUCCCAGCACGCGCGCCUUAGCCCUGACACUUCUGCCAAAGUCCAAGGUCAGGCGCGAGACUGUCGAGCCUGGCGCCAUCGUAUUGCGCUUUGCCCAGUCUUGGAUCCGCCUCGGAAACUUCGACCUCCCCCGCGCGAGGGGCGACCGCGCCAUGAUCCGUACCCUAGCGACGUACGUGGCCGAAGACGUCUUUGGCGGCUGGGAGACCCUCCCCGCUCGCCUUGCGAACCCGGACAAGCCGGGCGAGUGCCUCGAGCCCGCCCGAGGUGUGCUUGCGACGGAAGUUCAGGGCCCCGAGGACUCGGCCGAGAACCGCUUCACCCGGCUCUUCCGCGAGGUCGCCCGCCGCAACGCCCUGACGGUCGCCAAGUGGCAGGCCUACGGUUUCAUGAAUGGCGUGCUCAACACGGACAAUACCUCCGUCGCGGGCCUGAGCAUCGACUUCGGCCCCUUCGCCUUCAUGGACAACUUCGACCCGGCCUACACCCCGAACCACGACGACCACCUCCUGCGGUACAGCUACCGCAACCAGCCGACCAUCAUCUGGUGGAACCUGGUGCGCUUUGGCGAGGCGCUGGGCGAGCUGAUCGGCGCCGGCGCCGGCGUGGAUGAGGAUGCCUUCGUCAAUAAUGGCGUCGAGGAGAGCCAGGCCGACGCCCUCGUGGCCCGGGCCGAGAAGCUCAUUAUGCAGGUCGGUGAGGAGUACAAGGCGCUCUUCAUGGCCGAAUACAAGCGCCUCAUGGCGCAGCGCCUGGGGCUCAAGAGCUUCAAGGAGAGCGACUUCGAUGAGCUGUUCAGCAACCUGCUGGACACGAUGGAGUCGCACGAGCUCGACUUCAACCACUUCUUCCGGCGCCUCAGCUCCGUCAAGCUCUCUGACAUCGCUGACGAGGACGCCCGCCGCGAGACGGCUGUGCGCUUCUUCCACGCUGAGGAUGGCGCCGCGGGCGGCGAGGCCAAAGGCCGUGCGGACGUUGGCGCGUGGCUGGGCAAGUGGCGCGCGCGCGUGGUCGAGGACUGGGGCGAGGACGACGCUCCCCGGGGCGAUGCUGAGAGGGAGAAGGCAAUGAAGGCUGUCAACCCCAACUUUGUGCCGCGCGGGUGGGUGCUCGACGAGAUCAUCAAGCGGGUGGAGAAGGACGGCGAGAGGGACGUGUUGAGGCGGGUCAUGCAUAUGGCGCUGCACCCCUUUGAGGACAGCUGGGAUGGCAAGGAAAUUGAGGGGCGGCAGUACAAGGGUGAUAAGGCGGAAGAGGAGAGGUGGGUUGGGGAUGUUCCCAAGUUGAAGAGAGCUAUCCAGUGCAGCUGCAGCUCAUAGAUGAGAAGAUUUAAGUUUAUCUCGAUCGUUGUAACGUGCCUUUUUAUGAUAUUUUAUGAACGUAUCAUCGAAGUUCCUCGAGCUUCACUGAAUAAUCAUCAUCCUCUUAUGUUUCGUUGCGCCGUAUCUAUUCUAUCCCAUAUGGCACGGUGAAGGGAGUGUCUCCUCCGUGCUCUUAGGAGCUGGAACUCGGAUCUUGAUCAUGCCCUUCUUGGUUGGAGACAGUACCUCACUACCAUCGCCCUCCGAGCCAC
Messenger RNA from Colletotrichum navitas, 2688 nucleotides. RefSeq lists its product as uncharacterized. The record is from RefSeq and is a predicted model, not a curated record. Gene Ontology annotation, biological process: protein adenylylation. Bases 476 to 2434 code for a protein of 652 amino acids. The transcript has a single exon. Gene Ontology annotation, molecular function: AMPylase activity. Lineage: Eukaryota; Fungi; Ascomycota; Sordariomycetes; Glomerellales; Glomerellaceae. Gene Ontology annotation, cellular component: mitochondrion.